AUGAAGACUCCCCCGGACAGGUCAGGAAUCACCUUUGAGGUUGGAGCUCAGCUAGAAGCCCGAGACCGCCACAAGAACUGGUACUCCUACAAAGUGUGCUUCUACGACGGCGUGGUUCUGACUGUGAAGCCCACUAAGGUCAAACCCUUCCAGGAAAAGUCCAGAUCUGAGAAGAGUGCGGUGGGAAGCGAGGGAUGGGAGGAAGGUGAGAGUGAGGAGGAGGAGGAGGAGGAGGAUGGUGGAGAGAGAGAGGAGGAGAGGAAGGAGGAAGAAAUGGAGAACGUGACAUCAGAGGAGAAGGAAGGAGCUGAGGAGGAGGAGAGGAAGAGGAAAGCAGAACCUUCAUCCUCCCAUCCACCAGCAAAGAAGAAAGCAGAUGACGGUAGAAGCGGUGGAGCUCAGAAUCAGCCAAUCACAGCCGACUCCACCCAGCCCGCUCCUCCUGACCCCGCCUCCAUCGACAAAGGUAAACAUCAGAGACUUUCAGACACGAAUAAUUACAGGAGGCCUCUGUGGAUAAAAACCUCCUGAACGAUGAACACUGAAGGAAUCCUAACAAGGACAACCUGACUGACCUGAUGAACUCCCAUGAUGCACCGCUGCUACACGACGCCACCAAACUCCAUCUUUUGUUAUUUCUUUGAUUGAGAGACCCCUAGUGGCAGA
Molecule: messenger RNA, 666 nt
Organism: Cottoperca gobio
Lineage: Eukaryota; Metazoa; Chordata; Actinopteri; Perciformes; Bovichtidae
Product: zinc finger and BTB domain-containing protein 47-like
Exons: 4
Coding region: 1-531 (176 amino acids)
Biological process (GO): regulation of transcription by RNA polymerase II
Cellular component (GO): MLL1 complex; NSL complex
Source: RefSeq, a predicted model, not a curated record